Molecule: messenger RNA, 4339 nt
Organism: Oryzias latipes (Japanese medaka)
Lineage: Eukaryota; Metazoa; Chordata; Actinopteri; Beloniformes; Adrianichthyidae
Cellular component (GO): nucleus; cytoplasm
Molecular function (GO): microtubule binding
Source: RefSeq, a predicted model, not a curated record
UCAGCCAUUGGCUGCCCCCCCCGCACAGGUGCGUGCGUGUUUUUCGUGACUCAGCCAAUCAUCCAUGCGCCGCUGCAGAGACGAUCCAGCUGGAUGGGGGACGCACGCGGACAGCGGCGCGCUCAGAUUGGAGCCGCCAAGAACAAAAAGAGCUGGAAGAAGAAGAAGCUCCUCUAAGAGAACGUUUGUCUGACAUCUGCAUCCCAUGAAGGUUCCCGAAGCUCAACGUACGACCGGAUUUUUUUCAAGGUCCUCGUCGUGCAGUCGGAGAUGAGCGUUCAGGAGCCCCCCAGUGGUUUCUGUGGCAGGGGGGGGUCCGGCAUGAAGCUCCCUCUGCGUCGUGCAGGAGACCCCCACGGGCACGCUUUCCCCAUCUCCUCUUCCUCCUCCUCCUGCUCCUCCUCGUCCUGCAUGGGGGAGUCGUCCCCCGAGUCCCUCCGGAGCCUGAGCAGCCUGAGCGGGGGCCGCACCGAGAGCCCGGUGGGGGGGACGGACGUGGUCCUGUCUGAAUGGACGCCUGAAGACGGAAGACAAGCGUGUGAUGAAGGUGAGGAGGAGGAGUCUUAUGGAAGAACCGCUGCUAAGUUCUCCGAAUCCAAUUCCGCCUCCAUUUACCUGGACGCCAAAAGCGGCGAGUACCUGCGCAACACCUGGAAGGACCUGACCCUCAACACAGACAGCCGCAGCCAUGGCAACUGUGGUCAUCUGAGAGGCAGUGGGAGGGGGCGGAGCUCCUCAGACUCGGAUGCAACAGAGAUCCCGGCAGAUGAGGAUGAUGAUGACGACGAAGAGGAGGCUUUGUUUGUGUCCGUGAGCUCCGAGCUGUUUGUCCGAGGAGACGGCAGGACGCUCUCACACGUGAAUCCGAUGACCGAGCUCCACGCCGAGGAGGAGGCGGCCAAAAGUGAGGGCUCACGGGGGGAGCCAAAGGUCUCCUUCUGUCCGGAUCCACCGUCUGAUGACCUCAGCGAAGCUUUAGAGACAUCCUAUUCGUCACCGCUCUACUUUGACUCCGCCCAGGAUGCUGCCACGCCCUCAUCGCCACCUCCUGAGAGACCCGAGAGACCUUCAGGAAGAUCUAAAACUGCUCAAGCCGAAGUGAAGCGGAAGGGCCCACCCUCAACAAAGAAAGCUCCAGAAGUGGACCUAAAAUCCAUCAAAGCCAAGACGGGGUCCAGCGGAUCGGCCAACCAGGCCAAGCCCUCCCCGGCCCACAACAAGAGGGGCUUCCCCAGGAAGGAGUGGUGCAGCGUGGGUAAAACGCCCCUGACAUGUCCGGUCAAGGUGGCCAUGGUGCUGAGACCAAUGGGAAGAAAGAGCAGCAACAAAGCUCAGCUGAUGGACAGGACUGGGGCUAUCGCUGCAACCCCAUCUGACUCAGCGGGGGUCAACCCAAAUACCCCCAAGAGGGCUGUGCGGGACGUUCCUGACAGACCUGCCGACAUCUCAGGAGAAGAUCCAGGAGAAUCUUCAGAGGAAGGUUCAGAGAAAGCCGGAAGUCCUGAAAAGACGGCCCCCCCCAGGCCGGGGCCAAGGGCCCGCCAGCAGGAGGGGGGCGGCCGGGGGGACAGGGGGACGGCGCCACCCUCUGGCACAGGGACCGGACCUCCAGGACCGGCUGAGGGGGGAAGUGGAUCUCCUCCCCAGGGGGAGCAAAGUCAGACCCAAAGUGUCCCCGAGCUUUGCAGCGCCGCCGACCGAGCGCCGCAGAGUCCCGCGUCCAAACCAGCAGCCAAUGAACAGUCAGCAGGUCGAGCUGCCGCCUCCAAACUUCCCGUCAAAGGGUGGAACCCGGGCCCGGCGGGGGGCGGCGGGACCAGCGGAGCCGCAGGUAGAGGAUCUCCAGCUGUGAACCAGCAACCCCUCAGGAGGACGCUCUCCCCCCCUGGUUCCAGCGCCCCUCAGAGGCCUCCCGUCUCCAGGAGCAGAGCGUCUGCAGCAGGACUCAAACCUCCAACCACCGCUAAAGCAGCCAUCAGCCAGACUGCAGCCAGGGCGCCCCCUGCUGGCGGUCCGUUGCAGACCAAGCGGAGCGCCCCGUUCCAGCGGAGCGGUUCGGCUCGGUUCAGUCGGCUCGGCGCCGCAGUGGACAGAAACCAAGCGCGGGAGGCGGCCCGACCCCCCAACGGCAGCUCCCAGAUCUGCCCGUCUGCAGAAGGGAACCAGCAGAACCAGCAGAACCGGCAGAACCAGCAGAACCAGCCCCUGGAACUGGUGUCGGACGUCACAAACGGAAACUCUUCAGGGUCUGCGAUUCUGCCCGCUGCUGACCCCCCCAGCCCCACUGGACCUGCAGUUUCUGGGUUCAGAACACGAACCGGGCCCCGGUCGAACACAAAAACCGCAUCCCGCCUUCAGAAUGCAUCCAGGCCGGCUGUGGGCGGCGCUGCAGAUAAGCAGAACCAGAACAAAGAGACGGAGGGGAAGAACCAGGCGGUGGUCCAGCUGAGGAGGCUGCUGCUGCAGGGGAACCGCCGGGUGGAGGCUCUGGCCACUGUCAUCCAGCACCUGUUCUCCGCGCGUGAGGAGGCCCUGAAGCAGAAGACGGAGCUGUCUGCGCAGCUGAGCGGGCUGCGGGAGGAGCUCGCUGCGUCUGCGCAGAGCUGCCAGCGUCUGCAGAGAGAGAAGGAGGAGGCGCGCCUCAGUUUCGAGGAGUCCCUGAGGAGGCAGCAGGAGCAGCAUCGGGAGGAGCUGCAGCAGCUGGAGGACAGGCUGAAGACCUUCUACCAGGCGGAGUGGGACAGAGCUCUGCAGGAGUACCAGCAGGAGGCCGACCGCUUCCAGGCCAGCAUGGAGCAGCAGCUGGAGGAGCUGAGGAGUCGACAUGAGGAGGAGCUGAGGAGCCAGGAGGCGUGUCACAGCCAGAGGGUGGAGUCUGUGCGGCAGCAGCAAGCGGCGUCCGUGGAAGAAAUGAGGAGCGUCCACCAGGGGGAGCUGCAGGAGCUGCGGAGCGCGCUGAAGGAGACGCAGACGUCCCUGGAGGACAGGAUCUCGGCGCUGACGGCGGAGACGGAGGACCUGAGCCAAAAGCUGCGAGCAGAAGAAGAGAGAAGGCGGCAGAUCCUGAGCGAUAAGAACCUGAAGGACUCGCACACCGUCUACCUGGAGAGGGAGCUGGAGAGCCUGAAGGUGGUUCUGGACCUGAAGAACAAGCAGCUGCACCAGAAGGAGAAGAAGCUGAUGGAGAUGGAGAAGCUGGCGGAGGCCAACGUGAAGCUGGAGGAGACGCUGACGAAGGUGCAGCAGGAGAACGAGGACUACAAGGCCCGGAUGGACAAGCAUGCGGCGCUGUCCAGGCAGCUCUCCACGGAGCAGGCGCUCCUGCAACAGACGCUCCAGAAGGAGUCAAAGGUCAACAAGCGGCUGUCCAUGGAGAACGAGGAGCUGCUGUGGAAGCUGCACAACGGCGACCUGCUGGCGAGCCCCCGCCGCCUCUCGCCCACCUCGCCCUACGGCUCACCGCGGAACUCCGCCUCCUUCCCCACAGCGGCGCCACUGUCGCCCAGAUAACCAGACCGGACUCAAACGCGCCUGUCUGUCCAUCAGGAGGAACAGCAGAUGCUCCUCAGGGUGUGCUGAACCCCCCCACGCCGUGGCUUCAGCUCCUCCUGGACCUUUAGGGCGGGUCAGGAGAAGGCGGGUCCAGGUGUGGUUCUGCAUUCUUUUGCCUCUUCUCCCAGAGUGAAGCUCAGUCAUGGUUCUGGACUUAUAUGGACCCGAGCGACCUUUGAUCCUGUGGAUCUGCCCCCCCCCCCCCCUGAAUGUACCUGAUCCGACUGGGACCGUCUGGUUUUAUGGAGUCAGAGACGAUCUCGCCACGUUCAAAGACAAUCAGGCGAGUGGAAUCCUCGACCUGACGGACGAACAAAUGUUUGUCCCACAACCUGACCUGGACCUGAAUGCAUCAGUCACCUGUUCCUGAACGCUUCAGUGAUGUGUACUUCAAUGCUGGGUUACCUGGACCUAAACGCCUCAGUCACGUGUUCCUGAACGCCUCGGUCACGUGUUCCUGAACGCCUCGGUCACGUGUUCCUGAACGCCUCGGUCACGUGUUCCUGAACGCCUCGGUCACGUGUUCCUGAACGCCUCAGUCACGUGUUCCUGAACGCCUCAGUCACGUGUUCCUGAACGCCUCAGUCACGUGUUCCUGAACGCCUCAGUCACGUGUUCCUGAACGCCUCAGUCACGUGUUCCUGAACGCCUCAGUCACGUGUUCCUGAACGCCUCAGUCACGUGUUCCUGAACGCCUCGGUCUCAUGUUCCUGAACACUCUGGUCACGUGUUCUUAAGUCUUUGGCUUCUCCUGGUGUUGAACAGAAUAAACCAAACCUCAGAUGAA